UACGGCGGAAGUGGAAUCUGGCCGCCGCUCUUCCUCGACACGCAUCAGCCGGUCAUUCAAGCAGCUCUGUCCCGGACUCUCAGGGGUCGAUGGUCAUACAUUGAGUGCAGCGCUCUCUUAUCCGCACGGUUUAUGAUUGUGGCUUUGCUGCACCGGCUGAAGAAGCUUCCACGCGCUGUGCACGGGUGGAGCGUGAUGAUGAAGCCGCAGGUCGUGUUUGUUUUGGGCGGGCCUGGCGCGGGGAAAGGGACACAAUGCGCGAGAAUCGUGGCGAACUACAGCUACACUCACCUGUCUGCCGGAGACCUGCUGAGAGCGGAGCGCAGCCGCAGCGGCUCUGAGUUUGGUCAGCUCAUUGACUCCUACAUCAAAGAGGGCAAGAUAGUUCCUGUUGAAAUCACCAUCAACUUGCUGAAAAAGGCAAUGGAAGAGACCAUGAAAGCCGAUGAAAAGAAGUUCCGCUUUCUUAUCGAUGGUUUCCCACGUAACCAAGACAACCUGCAGGGAUGGAACACUGUCAUGGACGGGAAGGCAGAUGUCAAGUUUGUUCUUUUCUUUGACUGCGGUAAUGAGGUGUGCAUUGACAGAUGUUUAGAGCGGGGCAAGAGCAGCGGACGCACUGAUGAUAACAGAGAAAGUCUAGAGAAAAGGAUCCAGACGUACCUCCAGUCCACACGACCCAUUAUAGUACAGUACGAGAAGCAGGGGAAGGUGUGCACGAUUGAUGCCUCCCGAUCAGUGGAUGAGGUGUUUGCGGAUGUGAAGAACAUUCUGGAUAAAGAAAGCUAAACAUCCACAGCAAAAAAAAAAACGAAUUCUGGGAAAUGAAGGUGUCUGUUUGUUGUCGGCAGUGCUAUGCCUUCAUGUAUCGAUAUCUACAUUUUUACUCAUUCAACAGUAAAAUAGGGUUUUAGUCGUGAGAGAGAGUGUGCUCAUAUCUAUGUUUGUAAGUCUGAAAGCAAAACACUUGUUGAGCAAACGAUCCACGCUUGCUCAAUAUUACAAUGAAGAGGAACAAUGUUUCAGUAGAGAAUCAAGCCAGUUUGAGCAAUAAUGUUCAGGGCACUUCUAUAGGAACAGAACAUGCACGCUUCUGCUCUUAACUUCAAGAUAGUCUUCUGUGUCAAACAUGUGAGAGAUGUUACGAAACAUCCACCAUCCAGUGUAUAAAACAAAUAAGCCAAGAGUAG
This is a messenger RNA of Sinocyclocheilus grahami, 1190 nucleotides long. RefSeq names its product UMP-CMP kinase. Lineage: Eukaryota; Metazoa; Chordata; Actinopteri; Cypriniformes; Cyprinidae. Gene Ontology annotation, biological process: 'de novo' pyrimidine nucleobase biosynthetic process; pyrimidine nucleotide biosynthetic process. The transcript has 6 exons. The record is from RefSeq and is a predicted model, not a curated record. Bases 133 to 789 code for a protein of 218 amino acids. Gene Ontology annotation, molecular function: ATP binding.